Molecule: messenger RNA, 1396 nt
Organism: Pectinophora gossypiella (pink bollworm)
Lineage: Eukaryota; Metazoa; Arthropoda; Insecta; Lepidoptera; Gelechiidae
Exons: 4
Coding region: 296-1396 (366 amino acids)
Source: RefSeq, a predicted model, not a curated record
UCCCGCCAAAAAACAAUGGAAAAAUUAAUGAAAAUACUCAAUAUUCACUGCUUUUAAUAAAUUGUACUGAAGUAACAAAAAGCAAUUAGAUUUUAUAUUGCUUAUUUAUUAAUUCCAUCGACAUCUAUGCGACCGAGUGAAGAAAAAAGUACCUCAAUAUUUUUCGAUAUUGGCUGUUUGAAUCUGCGUUGCCAGAAUUUCUUUGUCUCAUGGAAAAAAAAGUAAACUCAGUACCCAAACCGUUGGCGCGAAAAAGUGACAAGCGUUUUUUCACUUGUAUUUCAAGAUUCCAAAGAUGAAGCGUUCAAGCGUCGAAAUUCCAUUGUGCUCUACAAUGCGUCGCCGUCGCGUCGACGACGAGCCUGCUGCAACCUGCAUCGGUGCCGGUCUAACACACCAAGGCUCCGAUAUGUAUGAAGGUAAUAAUUCGCAAUGUACGGUUAUCUCAGCAUGCGCUUCAAUUUAUUCAGUGUUCCAUAAUCGCGCAUCUUUCACUACUGCCGAAAUUGAUGAAAUUUUAAGAAUGGGGGAUACACUUUACAUGCAGUUAAAAUAUCUACUUCAGAGGGGUGUCAGUUAUUUUAUGCCAGAUGAAUUACCCAAUGAGCUUCGCGUCGGGGAUAACGUCGCACAUAUAGUUAGUAUGGAGGACAACUGGAUCAUUUCUAAUACGUAUCCUACAACUCCCGCGAAUAAAGACAUAGGUUUAUUAACGUUAAAGAAUAUACUGGACAAUAGAGUGUUUUUUAAUACUAAUGACUAUACUGUCGAUUCGCAAUUCGCUUAUAAUGUGAACAACUCAAAUCACAACGACAGUACCGAUAGCAUAUUGUUUACGGGUCAGGGUUAUACUUUUAGUUUUUGGCGCUUUAAUGGUGAAUAUUAUUUCUUUAACAGCCAUGCAGUUAACAGCAACAACAUUAAUAUAGGAACGGGUAAGCCAGAAGAUGGUCCUUACGUAGCACGUUUAUUUAAAUGUAAUUCAACCGAAGCGCUAGCCAAACUUUUGCUCGCGAAUGAAGUUUACGACGGAUCCGAAUACUCAUUAACCCGAUUAAGAGUAUUAAAUGACGACCUUAUAUGGCAAAACGAAGCGCAGGUUAGUUCCGAAACGUCACAAUCCAUUUUAGUAGAUUUAAUAUCAUCACCAUUACUGAAUGAGAAUCAAACUUUAGAUUCGAUUUUGAUGAACUAUCAAUCAACCCUGGCCCCGCUUAAAACCUCUGUGCAAAAUUUUGAUAUUAGUAAAUUGGAAGUUGAUUCAAAUCCGGUAGAUGUAUAUAACACUACAAGUGAUAUAAAACUGACAAUUUUAAAACCAGUUGUCCUAUUAGAAAGAAUCAGUAAUCAAGACGAAAGCCAAUGCGUUAAAAAUAAAGGCAGUUCAACAGUAUAG